Messenger RNA from Dermochelys coriacea (leatherback sea turtle), 12307 nucleotides. It is a transcript of the gene SLC1A2, whose product is annotated as solute carrier family 1 member 2. Gene Ontology annotation, cellular component: plasma membrane. The transcript has 11 exons. Lineage: Eukaryota; Metazoa; Chordata; Testudines; Dermochelyidae. The record is from RefSeq and is a predicted model, not a curated record. Gene Ontology annotation, molecular function: neutral L-amino acid transmembrane transporter activity; glutamate:sodium symporter activity; L-glutamate transmembrane transporter activity. The coding region runs from base 352 to 2079 and encodes 575 amino acids. Gene Ontology annotation, biological process: L-glutamate transmembrane transport.
ACUCCAGGAGGAGAAAGCAAGGGAUCAAAGCCCAGGUGUCCUCCACAGCCUAACCCUGCCGUCCGCUGCUCAGUUUCCACUAGGGCUGGCAGUGCUUUUUCCUCCAAGAUAUGAAAGCCUAAAAGACGUGGAGAAUAUCAAUCCAACAGGAGGUGGUGAUAGUGGAGGGGGGGGUGGUGCGGGAAUCUGAAGAGCAGAGCUUCUGGAGUCUCGCCUUUUGGAGCCUUGAGGAUUAUACAAGGAAUUUUUGCGCUACUACUUAGACGCUAAAGGGGGUUAUCCAAAAGACUGAGCUUCCUUUGCAUCCCACCUCCCUUGGAUUCUUAAGAAGACAGGGGGGCUUUCAGGACCAUGGCAUCGCCAGAAGGUGCCAACAAUAUGCCUAAGCAGGUAGAAGUGCGGAUGCAUGAAAGUCAACUGAGCCCUGUGGAGCCAAGGCCCAAGAAUGUAUGCCUGCGGUUCUGCCAAUCACUCAGAAAAAACCUGCUCCUGUCUCUUACUGUAUUUGGUGUCAUCAUGGGUGCAUUGUGUGGGGGUCUUCUUCGCCUGGCAACUCCUAUUGAUCCUGACAUCAUCAUGUUAAUAGCCUUCCCAGGAGAUAUCCUUAUGAGGAUGUUAAAAAUGUUGAUCCUACCUUUAAUUAUAUCCAGCUUAAUCACAGGACUAUCAGGUUUGGAUGCUAAAGCUAGUGGUCGAUUGGGCACAAGAGCCAUGGUCUACUACAUGUCUACUACUAUCAUUGCUGCGGUGCUAGGGGUGAUUCUGGUUUUAGCCAUUCACCCAGGAAAUCCAAAACUCAAGAAGCAGCUGGGAGAAGGAAAGAAAAAUGAUGAAGUAUCCAGUUUGGAUGCUUUCUUGGAUCUCAUCCGGAAUCUGUUCCCUGAAAAUCUAGUCCAAGCAUGCUUCCAGCAGAUCCAAACUGUCACUAAGAAAGUGUUGGUGCCCCCACAAACUGAAGAACCAGCUAACGUCACUGACUCUGUCUUUGCUCUGAUGAACGAGACGAUGACUGAAGCACCACCAGAAGCCCAGCUGGUCAUUAAAAAGGGGCUUGAGUUUAAAGAUGGAAUGAAUGUCUUAGGCCUGAUAGGGUUCUUCAUUGCUUUUGGCGUUGCUAUGGGGAAGAUGGGAGAGCAGGCCAAAAUGAUGGUGGAUUUCUUCAGCAUCCUGAAUGAGAUUGUAAUGAAACUAGUGACUAUGAUCAUGUGGUACUCUCCUUUUGGCAUUGCCUGCCUUAUUUGCGGGAAAAUCAUUGCAAUUAAGGACUUAGAAGUGGUUGCUAGGCAACUUGGAAUGUACAUGGUAACAGUGAUCGUGGGCCUUCUCAUCCAUGGUGGGAUCUUCUUGCCUUCACUGUACUUCGUGAUAACAAGGAAAAGCCCCUUCACAUUCCUUGCUGGCAUUUUCCAGGCAUGGAUCACAGCUCUAGGCACAGCUUCCAGUGCUGGUACAUUACCUGUCACUUUCCGUUGUCUUGAAGAAAACUUGGGCAUUGAUAAGCGUGUAACAAGAUUUGUCCUGCCUGUUGGAGCAACAAUUAACAUGGAUGGGACGGCCCUGUAUGAAGCAGUUGCUGCCAUCUUCAUAGCACAGAUGAAUGGAAUUGUGUUGGAUGGUGGGCAGAUAGUCACUGUGAGUCUGACAGCCACCUUAGCAAGUGUUGGAGCUGCCAGUAUACCCAGUGCAGGACUGGUCACCAUGCUUCUCAUCCUCACUGCGGUGGGUCUCCCCACUCAGGACAUCAGUCUGCUUGUUGCUGUUGACUGGCUCUUAGACAGGAUGAGAACAUCAGUAAAUGUUGUAGGAGAUUCUUUUGGUGCUGGCAUUGUGUAUCACCUCUCCAAGGCAGAGUUGGAAAACCUGGAUUCCCAGCAUAAGGGGCAUGAAGACAUUGAAAUGACCAAGACUCAGUCAAUUUAUGAUGACAUGAAAAAUCAUAGGGAAAACAAUUCAAACCAAUGUGUUUAUGCAGCUCACAACUCUGUCAUAGUAGAUGAAUGCAAGGUGACACUGACAACCAAUGGCAAAUCUGCAGACUUCAAUGUUGUUGAGGAAGAGCCUUGGAAAUGUGAAAAUUAAGGAAAGCGAGUCCCACCUCCAUCUUUAAUAAGCCCCUGAAGCUAUCUUAUGGUAAAAGAUAUCAAGAUUAAAGAAUAUUUCUCUAUUUAUUUAACAUCUAAAGUUUUUGCUUAUUUAAUUUGUUAACCGAAACUUAGCAAUGAUCUCAUAAAGUCAUUGUAGCUACCGUGUUUUUGCCAAACAAUGAUCCAUAACUAUCUGUCUCACUUGUACUGUUUGAAUGGAUGCAGCUGGAGAAUACUCUGAGUUAAGAGAUAUAGUCUCACCAGCCUCUCCCUUUUGCUCAAGAUGCAGAAAAUGUAGAUGAUGCAAAAUGGAAAGAUCAAAAAGCCGGUAUGGCUUUCUUCAGGGACUCAGGGUAAUGAACAUAUGGUAUCAUAUAAACCUUAAAUUGUUUUCAGUGUUUCUUCUUGUGAUGUAUGUACAAAUCAGUACUGCAGUGUACCUUUGGUACAGUCAACAUUGUGUAACUACACUAUUUAUUGUAAGUGUCUCUAAAGGUUUUCUAUAAGUUUUAUUGAUAAUUAGCAGCUGGCAUGGGGGACUCAGAAUUUUCAUCUUCCCAGGUACACUUAAUUUUAAGUUUCUCAAAUAAAUAUUUCAUUUAGAUUUUGGGGGAAAAUUCACCCCAGGCAUAACUUCAUUAAAAUCAGUGGAGUAAAUACAAUGGGCCAGAUUUUGGGCCUUUCUCAGAUAGCGCCAGAUUCUGAUGCUCUCUUCACAUCAAAUAGGACCUUACAGCCCAUGUAGUCCCACUGAAACUAUUCAAGGAGAAUGGUGUUAUUUAACUUAAGGAAGAGCACCAGAAUCUGUCCCCAAAUGGUUAUUGAAUAUUCUUUUUGUUGAGGAUGAACAAUUAUAUCUAAUAGGGUGUUAAAAUGUAAUGGUGCUUUGUAUACGUCAGUUUGUUAACUACGCUAAACUAAAUGUAUAUUUAGGACACUUAAUUUGAAGUGAUAACUCUUUUUCUUCUCAAGUACAUUUUAGAUUUGAGCCAAUGAGCUAAAUCCUGAAGUCAUUACCUGGACAAAUUUUGCAUUGAAGUCAACAGGAAUUUUGCCAGAGUUAGGACUGAGUGAAAAGUAAACCAGGACUUCAGGAUUCAGUCCAAUAAAUUGAAUCUCCAUCUCUCUAUUGUGAAGCAACAAUUUGUAUAAAUGUCUUUGAUCUCAGACAAGCAGUGAUUCUAGACCACAUGGCAUAUGAAUGAACAAGGCAGAGUUUUGUCGACACGGUAUAACUAGCUCAUUUAUCUGUAAGAUAUAGAGGUGCAAUAAUCAUUCUCUUAGGUUGUUUAAAAGGUGCUUGUUAAAAAUAAGUGCUUGUAAAGACAUACGUGAACUCUAUGAUGAAAUUAAUAAUGUUUUACAGCAAAGCUGAGCCAGGUAGGUGUGUGGGAAACCCUGCCCACUGAACAAACCUUCUGUGAUGUGAGUGUUUCUUAAAAUGUUCUCUGAGCUGUCCAGCCUAUAAGCUUAUAAUGAACCUACCUACAAGGUGAAAUGGGAAAUGAAGCACAUGUGCUUCUCUCUGUCCAUGCACAGUGCAGUGUUGCCUUGGUCAUAAACAGGAACAAUAUGUGUGAACAUAGAGUUUAAACAAUAAUCCAGUCUGGUUUUGCUAAUUUGUAUUCGUGUUAGCUAUUCCACUGAAGUCACUAUGGGCCCCUGCCCUGCUAGUAAGGACUACUCACCUGUUUAACGGUUUGCAGAAUCAAAUCUAUAGUCAACAUAUUCACCAUUCAAAUAUUUGUAGCUGUACAGUAUUUUCCUUGGGAACAUUAGUGCUCUUUUGACAUCCCCUUGCUGCCUCACUAAAUGAAAAGUCCUAAUGAAUUUAAUAGCUAUUGUGAGUUCUAUAGACAUUCUGACAACCUAAAGAAUUUAAUAGAGAAUUUAGUCCUUUUCUGUAGGUCUUUUGUACCAUUCUGUGGCAUUCUGUUCCCUCUUGUUCAACAUAUUUAAUGGAAAUUGUGGGCACACAGAACUUCUCAGGAUCAGGGACCUAGUCUGGAUUUGAAAAAGAGUUCACUUCCCUGAUCCCCACAGAAAAGGAUCAAUUGCCCAAGAGAAGCUCUAACACUCUCUAAAAUGAACUCUAUUUAACAUUUGGGCUGUUGGCUCACCUCAUAAAAGUCACUGAGAGCUAAGUAGCAAUUGUGUAGAGUGACCAUAUUUUCAAAAGACAAAACAGGACACCCCAGCUGCUCACCUGAGGCCCCUCCCCCCUCCACGUAAGGCUGUUCCCCAUCAUUGGUGCCCUGCAAGGGCCCUCUCAGGAAGCUGUUUGCUGGAACCCUGUGGGGAGGAGGGCUCCCUCAGGAGGCUAUUGCCCAUCGCUGGAAUCUUGGUGGAAUCCUCAUGCUGGAAUGCUGAUUCCCCCCAGCCCUGCCUCCCCCCCCAAUGGGGGCUGGAAUCUUUGCUCACCCUCUCUGCACCACACCCUGCUUUUUUUUUCUGGACAAAAACGGGCAUUUGUCCCAUUUGCUCAUGCCAACUGAUCAAGUCAUCAAGAGCAAAUGGGAUAAAUGCCUCCUUUAAAAAAGUUAGGACAGCCAGUACAGGGCUUAAAAAAGGACCUGUCCCGGCCAAAAUGGGACAUAUGAUCACCCUUCAAUUGUACCCGACUAGAACAUAGUGUUUGUUGUAGUGUAGAGCUUGGGUUCUCAAAGACUCUCAUAGCCUGGCACAUAUUUUAGAGAGGUGGUCUCCUAAACCACUUCCAUCCUGUUCAUAAUAAUCUAACUUCCCUGUGGCAGCAACACCAACUGUUUACAGAGAAAGGUAACAUUAGGAAAGUGUUUAGUCUAUUUUUAGCUGUCUUUUAAAGCAAUAUGAUAGCUGGAAACAGGUAGGAGAGCCAGCACCAAGUUACUAAGCCGCUCCACACAGUUACCUAUUGAGAAACAGAGGUUCAGACAUCCUUCCUUACACUUAUCUGCUUUGGACAGAUUUCCCUUUAAAAAGUGAUUCUUCAAAUGGGACUAGAGGAGGAGGAGGUGAAAAUCUAGAGUAACUCUACCCACGUACAGAGAGCAAAUUUGGGGCUUUAGUUUUGACUAAAAAAGCAGACUGUAGGACUUUUAAGUAAGACUUUAUAGUUUGUUAGUUGUAGUAACUCAGGGAACUUUCAAAAGAUAAUUAUCAUGCCAUUCUUCUACUUAGAAAUGUGCUGCUUAUGGGAAACACUUUGGCUAUCUCCCAGGCUGAAAUCUCUCAUGUAAUAUUUAAUGUGUAGCUACUCUGGCACAGUACUGAAUUUAACCAUCAAAAAGCUUUCUUGGGGGGAAACGUAACUCAUACUUGGCUUGUAGUUGGUAAUUUGUUCAUUCCACAUGAGGCUGGGUUGCUGCGUAACUAAACAAACAAGACAAAAACUCAGGAAAUGGCCACUCGAGCUAAUGCAAGUUUCACAUUUGAGUGGAUAAUGCUUGUCACUGUCACAUCUUCCUUUAGACUCAUUAUUUUGUAUCUGGCCUUCAGAGUGUUUUCUUCCUUUACUCAUUUCCCCCUUGUUUGGAUGGCAAAACUCAAGGAUGUGCAUAGAAUAAAGCAGCACACGCUUGGAGUUAUUUCCCUUCUAUAGUCAUUUUCUUUGCUCUACUCUUAGCUAUUCCCCGGCUGCUUACAGAAGUAUGAUAUAUAUGUGCCCUCUAGAACACUGACAUCAUCAGUGGAACCUGGAAGCCUUGAUAUUGGUAAGCAUACUUAGGUUAAAAUUUAGCAGCACAUGCUUUUCUGAAUAGGACUGUACUUAAGCAUCUGCUUGAGAACUUUGCUGAAUGAGGGCCAUGACUCUGUUAGGGUUUGUUCUGGUGCUAGUCUUCAAGGCCCAGUGCACAUUAUAGUUAAUUUGGGGAAACAGGGGAAUGUCUGAAUUUGUUCCUUCUUCUAUACUCCUCCUCCAGAAAAACAGACUGCACCAGCACUUUGUAUAAAACAAAGGUCUCAUGCAUUAAGAUGCCCCUAUAUUUAUGCCAAUUAGACAGUAUUACAGUAAGGGAGCCCCCUGUCAUUUAGAACUGAGAGACUAUUUUUGUUUCUUUGAAAACAGCCUGCAAGUUGCUGACCACUCUAAAUUCCCUUUGGGAGUUAAGGAUGUAUGCUUCCUUCCAGAAGCACUUAGCACCUGAUAGCCUGAACAGAGCCUGAUCAACCCAACAAUAUGCACUAAAAACUCCUGUUAAUUUUAAGUUGGAGAAGGAUUAUUAUUUUUCACCCUUCACCAUUCCAGAGAAGUUGCUAUUAAUACAUUGUCUGUUCUUAGUGCUAGCUAGAGACUUUAGCCCUGGUCCUGCAUUGUUGGAAAGCAAGUGGGGUUUCAUCACUGAUUUCAGUGGGAGCAGGAUCAGAGCCUGUAUUUCAUGUUGAGGCCCAUGCUACCUCAUUUGAAAUGGUCUGUUUUUAGUUUCUGUACAAAUAGCAAUCUCAAUCAUUUAUAAUUAUAAAUACACCAUCUUUCCUGCACCUGCAAAGACCAAAAUAUGGGCCACAACAUCAGAGACAGAAGAAAAUCAAUGAAUGCUGUAAGCUAAAAUAAUGAGGGAUUAAUUCGUUCAUAAAUAGGGCUAUUGUGGGAGCUUGUUUUGUCAAUGCUAGCAAGUAAGCAACAAACAAUAAUAUGGAUUCUGAUUAAACUGAUUGAAUGGUUUGUGUUGUCACCUUUUGAAAGCUUUUUAAACUUUUGCAAUAUAGAAGAAUCUAAGAAGGGUCAAGGUCCAACAGUGGUCCCUCCCACCUCCUGCAGCCAAUAGAAACAGACUGUGCAAUUUCUUCCAGUGAAUGAUCUUUUCUAGGUUCUCUAGCUGACGAUGCCUCCCCCAUCCAAAAGGUCUCCGCUAAUAAAGGGAAAUCAUUCUCCAUCCCCAAUCCAGCAGUGAGUUUAAACCUCUGCAUCUGAAUUCAGACCACUGUCAUUAAGCUUGGUAUCUGUUUAUACCCCAACAUAUAGCUAGUGUCCAUUUUUGUCUAGAAUCCUAGUAAGUGGACUCUGCCAACACAGAAUUCCAAACAUUACGGAUUUUAAAGAUCUAUGAGCAGCAGAGAGUUCUGAUUUGUUUUCCAAGUGUUGGCAUCAUCAAUCCUUGGGUUGGUACUUUGAUGGAUGCUGAUGUUUAGCAGAGCAAACUACUUGUCUUAUAAAUAGAAGUAGUAGCAAAACACAACAGAGCUCAAAUUAAUUUAUACUGGCAACUGCCUGUAUUCUCUUUGAUUGCUGCUGAGCUGCUACAACAGGCAUCAUACAGCAGCAUGAGGCUGGGAAAGCAAACCGUUUUCUGAAAACAGCAUCCGUUGCUAAUCUACCUUCUGACUUCCUCAGCCUCUUGUGAAUGCCUUUAGAAUGGCUUUGAGCUUUCAGUACCAGGUCUGAAAAACCCUAUUAUGAAUAUUUAAUAGUACAUCUCCUUCUCAUCAGAUUGAGUCCCAUUUGUUCCAUUUUUGUUGACUGCAUUUGGUUUUACUCCAGGAAGCAAAGAAUAAUAAAUAAAGGCAACUUAUAAAAAUACACUGCAGUAUUCUACUGUACCGAGCCAGAAGACUACAGCUGAUCGUAUUACUGUGACUUCUUGGCCCAUUACUGUAAUAUUUUCCUUGUGGGUUAUUGUCAUAAGCAUAUAACACAUUGGGACAAAUUCUUCUCUGGUGUAACUCUGAUUGAAUGGAGUUGCACCAGGGAUCAAUUUUGCUGCUGCUGCAGUAGUAUGAUUAUUAUUUUUAAGCCAUCUUUUGUUGAAACUACUGCUACACAUAGAAUAUAUUUUGAAAAACAUAGGUUUGAGAGUGAUCUUUUUCAGUCAUGCUGAUAAUGUUGAAGAAAAGACUUUUAUCUAAUUUUGUCUAGCAGAAGAGUGAUGUACAGAUUAUAGCUACAGACAUUACAAAAAGCAAUUGUCCUGCACAACAAGAUAGAGUAAGGGAAGGGAGGAUAAGGAGGGGAUGUGAAACAAAUCUGCUGAACUUUGCCCUGAGUCGGUGUUCCACAAGUGUUAAAUUCUAGCCCAAUAUUCACUAGAAGCAAUAUUAUGUAACAUACAUUUUUCACUUCUCCAGUAAUCUUCCAUUACCCCUACACACACACAUGCAGGGACCAGUCCUGCAGUUCUCAAGAAGACUCUGCCAUCCUGACAUUACUUAGGCAAAACUUCCACUAAAAAGUCAAUGGGAACUGUGCCAGAGAGAGGACUGCAGAAUUGGGUCCACACUGAUAGUUACCCUUUGCUUCCCCCUGUUUCUUCCUAGGCUCUUGUUUGGUAUUGAAUUGAAAUCUGUUGCUGUAAUGAGCCACAAUGCUGUUAAUUUUCACUAAUGCCAAGGCACUGAGAACUUGUUUUUCUGUGGAAUGCAUGGGUUUAGUGACACAAGACUCUUUAGAACCAACCCCCAGCCUUUCCUCCUACCCAAGAGACAUCUUCAUCUGAUAAGUGGAAACCUGGCAACUCUCUGCUACCCACAGUUACAAUUCCUAAUGGAUAUGGCAGUGAUGCGUUUAAAGCCAUGGUUCUUUAUAAACCCUGAACAUUGUUUAAGCAUACUGUUGAGGCAGUACAUAGGUUUUCUGCUAGUUAAAGAUGCCACUCACCAAUGUGCUAAUGAAGGGUUGGAGAGGCAGGGAGGUAUAAUAUUAUGACAUCACCGAGCUUUUUGGUUGAUUUCCCCAAAUCACGUAUUUGUCUAUCUAGUGGUCACCUGCCUUUGUUGGAAUAUUUAAUGCUUCUAGUCUGAUUUUCGUAACUAAAGACAGCAGAGUCUUCAAUAUUUUCAAUAAAUACUCUGAGACAUACACCUUUACGUAGAGAGGAAACUUACAAAAUUGUGUUUCAUAGAUAGCAUCACAUAACCUAGAUGGUCUAAUUACUGCAUAGUGCUUUGUACAUAAAUAGGAUACUUCAUGGGGAUUUUUGUAUCAUUCUUUUCUAGAGUUUUGGAAGACCAUUUCCAAAGCAUAUUUACAAACAGAUUUUGCAGUCAAUACAAUAGAUUCAAGUAUUUCCAUUUUUGGCUUCAUGUAGGCUUGUAGGUUCUCAUGUAUUGCAGGUUGUCUUUCCUUCUUAAAGAAUAUUGCAACAAAAAUCUAUAGACUUCUUUCCUACCUAUCCUGCUUUCUUUCUUAAUGUAUCAAGUUAAUACUCUAGUGUGAAGUGUAAUUUAUAGAAUGCAUGAGAAAAGAAUUACACAUGUAAUUACACUUGUUAAAUAUGAUAUGCUCAAAACUGAUUCAGCCGUUAAUACAGAUUUUAUGGGUGUGUACCUAUUCUCCAGAAACCAGAAAGAACUACAGUGUAGAUGAAACUAAAUUACUUAGUAUCUGUAAUUUACAGACACACAAAUAAAUAUUUUAUAUAUGACCAUAUAAGAUAAGGGAAAAAAUUCUUACAGGUGAUCCAUACCUUAGAGCAAAACCAGUUUUCUAACAGCAUUUUAGGAUUAAUAUUUUUUUUCUGUAUUUUGUUCAAUGAACUAAGAAAAGCAAUUUAGUGAUGAAUUAUAAGCAAAGCACAAAAUGCAAUUAGGAAUUAAGAAUUUCGAGGUGUCCUUAAAUGCUGCAGUUCACUAUGGAACACUGUAUUAUUAUAUCCUAAACAAUCGUCUAGAUUGACAAUUUUAUGGAUUGCUCAUCUCUUAUUUGUGACCUUUGGAAUGGUUUUACCUGGGCCAAAUCCUUAGUUGUUUCUCAGGGUCAGAUCCUGAAUAACUGAUUUACCCACAACACUUGGGUUGUGAGCUGGGGAUCUGCAUGUGCAAGGAGUAAAGAAUCAGGCACUCAGUCCAUUUUACUCAGGCAAAACUUGUAUGAGUUUGACCUAGGUAAAGAAUUCAGUAUUUGGCCUCUUAGCUUUGCUUUCAUGUAAAUGGACCAAUGACACAACAAUGGGACCACUUUAAUAGGGUAGCGCUGUAGAAAUGCCUCCUACCUUCUUAAACAUUUAUAAGAAAAACAAACCAUAUAUUUUUGACCAGGACAAGUGGGAUUUAUUUUUCUUUUAUAACAAUCAAUUAUUGGUAGGCAAAUACGUGUUGGACUUAAGGUCAUGACAUUAAUGAAGCAUAUUUAAUUAGUAAAUAAAAAUGAUUACAGUCAAUUGCUUAGUUAAAAUCAACAACAAAAAUUACAUCAUUACAAAACUCCUUAUGUGGUGAAUCAACCACAUGGUCUACAAUUCAAGACAAAAAAGAACAUGGAAUUGAAAAUGUCACCUGUCCACAAAGCAGAUACAUUUUCAGAAAUUUGUUGUAGGGCCCUGUUGAGGUUUAUGUGGGUAAAAGAUAUAUAUUUAUGUGCCCUUAUUUUUUAAUCUCCUUAUAUUUUUUAAUCAGUUAUAUCAGGUAUUCUCUUAAUUGGAGUUGAAGGUAGCGUAGUGUAGCUGAAGUACUAAUAGCUGUCAAAGCAUGGAAUCCUUAUAAAUACCAAUUUUUACAUGUUGCUUAAGUAUGAUGAUCAGUGCCUCUCCUCAUUUUGUGUAGAUAACAUAGCUAUCUAUGUGUAAUUUCAGUGAAAUGGUGCAUACAGUACAGGUAGCUGUAUUUUCAUGUAAUUUAAUUUGGUGAUGUGCAUUGAGACAAAGUAGAAAAUUUGAUCUCUAUUUUGAAAAACUCUUUUCAGGUUGUUUUUGGUUUGGUUGUCUGUGUUGUGUUUAUUUUAGACAUUUAACUGAAUAAUUUCCAUAGCUUGAUAACUGGUUUUGUAUGUUUAUGUAUAUAAACAUGUCAAUGCAUAUCUUGUUUUUUGAUAAUGGUCAAAUCCUAUACGCAGCCUACUCAUUGUAAAUAUGUUGUUAGUUUUCAACUCUCUAACUGGCAUUGCAUAUGAAAUUCCCUGGCACUCAGUGAAAGUGAUUGCAGUAUGGAUAUGCUGCACCGUGAAUGCAAUUGUUAAUACAUUAUGAAUUAAUGUGCAUGUGCAUGAUUAUUUAGUUUCGGAGUAGAUUCUUCUUGUACACUUGGCAUGUUGGAAUUGUAGCAACAUAAGGUUAGUAAGUCACUGUGUCAAUUAGCACAAUGGUCAGAAGGAAAAAUUAACUUUUACUCUCCCUCUGGGCACCAUGUCUAUCUUUGGCAAUAUGUGUAGCUUACAGCAAGGAAUCCAUAUUCACACAGCAGAGUUUCAGGAUUCCUCUGACUCACUUUCAGUUACUCAUUGACUGCAGACUCCAGUGAAGAAACUAAAGUCAGAAGACCAUGACUAAGCCUGACAUUUAGUCUUAAACAGAAGCACAUGCUUGACUGCUUACUCUAUUAUGUGCCCUGGAAUGCAAAGCAUGAACCUUCAUUUCAUUUCCUCUGUAGAAACAAUCUGCAUAAGAUUUAUAGAACCAUAAGUAAAUGCAUUGACUAAUGCUGUUUCCAUUAUCAAAUAAGGAUAUUAAUAGAUAUUGAGAAUUAAGCACAAAAUCAAAUGCAUGUCAGUCAGUUAUGCAAAAAAGACAAAAAAUGGUCUUUGGUGUUCAUUUAUGCUUAUUUGAUUUGCAGGAUUAUACAUCCAUACAAUGCACAUAUGGCAAAUAUAUAAUGACAGAGAUAUUGUAAAACCUGUGCUAUAAGUCAUGUCCAUGAGCUUAUAAGGAAAAAAUCCUCAUUUCUGGACUGAAAACUGAAAGUGUUAUGAAGUGUAACUGAUGCUCAGUGGAUCUAAGACACCUCAGGAGAGAUGCAUCAAGCAAUUAGUUCCCGGAGACAAUGGUCCUGAUUCUCCUCACAGUUGAAAAUAACUCCAUUAGAGUCAAUGAAGUUAAACCAGGGUAAAACUGGGAUGAGUUCCGAAUCAGGCCCAACCCGUGGGGGAAUGUGUGGUUUCUUAUGAGACGUAUUAUGUUUCCAUUCAAACUGCAUGUUCCACAGUACUCCAUGUCUUCCCUGCUUACUUCUAGGCCUUACAUGCUUCCUCACAUGCUUCCUCUCAAGAGAAACCCACUCACUAGCCAGGAUCCUUCAUGUAAAAAGAAACAAAAAACAAAACAAGCUUGAUCUUUUCCUUCGACUGUAAAUGUGUAUCUGGGACUUGAAGUGACGUAUUGUACAGUAUCUGUAGCACAUUUUGUUUGAAGACUAAUGAAUGCAGCUGAUAAAAUUUUUACUAACUCUGGGCUCACCCUUUCUUUUAUAGUGUAAUAGGAAUGCCUAAGUAUAUUUUAUAUAAGUAAUUCAGAACUUCUCUUCCUUACAGUAAUACUUUAGCUAUUUGCUUUAAAUGCUUUCUUACUGUGUGAAUUGAUUUCUGUAACUUUCAUGUA